Messenger RNA from Diplodia corticola, 1680 nucleotides. RefSeq names its product cellobiose dehydrogenase. Bases 1 to 1680 code for a protein of 559 amino acids. Gene Ontology annotation, molecular function: oxidoreductase activity, acting on CH-OH group of donors; flavin adenine dinucleotide binding. The transcript is spliced from 2 exons. The record is from RefSeq and is a predicted model, not a curated record. NCBI's taxonomy places the organism in Eukaryota, Fungi, Ascomycota, Dothideomycetes, Botryosphaeriales, Botryosphaeriaceae.
AUGAGAUCGCCUACCACGGCCGUCGUUCUCGGCUUCCUGUGCUCGCUCUCGGCCGCCGCCCCUCUGCUCGACGUCGCCAUCAACGCCGCCGACUGGACGAAGCAGGAGUGGGAUGCCAUUGUCGUCGGCGCUGGCCCCGCCGGUAUCAUUGUCGCCGACAGGCUCAGCGAGGCCGGAAAGAAGACGCUGCUCCUGGAAGAUGGAGGCAAGUCGUACGGUAUCGUCGGCGGCACCGACCGCCCUGGCUGGCUGAACGGCACCAACCUUAGCCGCGUCGACGUUCCGGGUCUCUACAAGAGCAUUUUCGCCGAUGGAGGAGACUUGGUGUGCGGCAGCCGCGUCAACGCCUACGGCGGCUGCACCAUCGGCGGCUCGUCCGCCAUCAACGCGGGCCUCUACUUCCAGCCGCCGGCGUCCGACUGGGACGACUUCCACCCGGCGGGCUGGAAGAACGCCGACGUGGCGGCCGCGACGGAGCGCUUGUACCAGCGCCAGAAGUCGGUCGAGCAGUACUCGAUGGACGGCAAGUACUACCUGCAGACGGGCUACGAGGCGGCGCGCAAGUGGAUCGUCGACAGCGCGGGCUUCUCGGACGUCGUCAUCAACGACGCCGCCGACCAGAAGUACCGCGUCUUCGGCCGGCCGGCGUACGACUACGCCAACGGCCAGCGCGGCGGGCCCGUCACCACCUACCUGCAGACGGCCCUCGCCCGCGACAACUUCCAGCUCCAGCACGGCGUGCGCGUGCAGCGCGUCGCCCGCACCGGGCCCAAGGCCACGGGCGUCGUCGCCACCGUCGACGGCCGCGACGUCACCAUCCCGCUGUCCGCCACCGGCCGCGUCGUCCUGAGCGGCGGCGCAGUGCAGUCGCCAUCGCUGCUCAUGCACUCGGGCAUCGGCGACGCGGCGACGCUCUCGCGCCUCUCCGCGGCGGGCAAGCUCGCCGCCGCGCCGUCCGACUGGAUCAACAACACGGCCGUGGGCGCGCGCCUCUUCGACAACCCAAACACCUUCAUCGAGCUGACCGGGCCCUCGCUGUCGUCCCACGCCAACCGCUACGCCGACCCGCCCGCGGCCGACACGCAGCUGUACCUGGCGCAGCGCUCGGGCCCGCUCGCGUUCGCGACCCAGACGUCCGUCUUCUGGACGUACGUCAACCACACGGACGGCAGCGCGCCCGCCGGCGUCCAGGGCACCAUCGACUCGGCCGGCUACGGCGACUGGACCGCCAACAACACCGUCACCCUCAACGUCUACGGCACCUCGGGCCUGCUGUCCGAGGGCCGCGUCGUGCUCGACGAGAAGUUCGUCGCCGGCCCCAGCGGCGACGUCUACUACAGCGACGCCGCCAACAGGGACGCCGACGACAUCGCGUCCGUCAUCCACGACUUGUUCGCCCGGCUGCCCGCCGACCUGGAGCCCAUGAACAUCAGGAGGAAUGCGACCAAGGAGGAGAUUCGGACGUAUAUCACCACGCCUUCGGCGUAUGCCAAGGGGAUGGUCAACCAUUGGAGCAGCAGCUGCAGGAUUGGGGAGUGUGUGGAUGAGAAUGCGAUGGUGAAGGGGACGGAGAAUGUGCAUGUUGUGGAUGGCAGCAUUGUGGCGCCGCUGACGGUGAACCCGCAGUUUGGUAUUAUGGUGGCGGCGGAGAGGGCGAGUGAGUUGAUCAACGCGCUGUAG